GGAGAGGGCAGUCAGCCUGCGGCCGAGACUUCUCUUCUGCCGUCGCGCACGGCUCGGAGCUCCCUGGAGGUGGGCGAAAGAGUGCGAGAGCGCGGGGGAGGAGCCGAGCGGGGCGCGUCCCGAGAGCGCCGCCACCGCCCCCCGGAGUCCGCUGGAGCGCGGAGCCCCCUGCAGGGGAGGCGGUGAGCGGCUGGCGGGACGCGGCGGCGGGCGCGGACCAUGCAGUCCCCGCCCGGCCAGCGCUGGCUGCUCGCUGUGCUGUGAGGUGGCAGGGUCUCCUCCGGCUGCCGCACCCCUCCGCCUUCCAGCCCAAGUGCUUCCCGGCGCCCUUGCCCUUCGUCCCGGCCCCGGGACGCCGGUGGAAGGCACGGCCUGUCCCUGCCUUGCUCUGCCCGAAUCAUGCAGGGGGCCCCGAAGGAAGAGAAGGCGACUGACCGGCCCGCGCCACUCGUGGUUGAGGGGCGCCCUGCUCUCUGAAACGCCCUCCACCUGCUGCCAUGUGUCGCCGCCACAGGUACCUAGCUUGUCGUUAAACUUUCCCAGCUCUGGCUGGAUUCGGAGUCGCGGGACGGAGGAGCCCGGCUGGUUGCAGACAUCUGCCGCCCAGUAAGAUCCCCAGAGAGUUCUGUCCUUGGAGUCGGAGCCCUAAUCGUCCCUCCAGCCCUAUCUGGCGUGGAGCUGAGCGCUGCCGGCGGAGGCAGCGCCUUCCCGAAACAGUUUAUCUUUGGACGGAUUUCUUUAAGAGAAAAAGAAACCAACAGGUUGCCAGCCCGGGCGUCACACUCAAGACUCCGUAGAGGGAAGCCCGGACCGCAGAUUCGUCGGUCAGCGCAGACCCUCUCGGGCAGCGAGAGGCAAAGGGAAGAAGGGGACGAUGGCUCGGCCCGACCCGUCCUCGCCGCCCUCGCUUCUGCUGCUGUUGCUAGCGCAGCUGGUGGGCCGGGCAGCGGCCGCCUCCAAGGCCCCGGUGUGCCAGGAAAUCACGGUGCCCAUGUGCCGCGGCAUCGGCUACAACCUGACGCACAUGCCCAACCAGUUCAACCAUGACACGCAGGACGAGGCAGGCCUGGAGGUGCACCAAUUCUGGCCGCUGGUGGAGAUCCACUGCUCACCGGACUUGCGCUUCUUCCUGUGCUCCAUGUACACGCCCAUCUGCUUGCCUGACUACCACAAGCCGCUACCACCGUGCCGCUCCGUGUGCGAGCGCGCCAAGGCCGGCUGCUCGCCGCUCAUGCGCCAGUACGGCUUCGCCUGGCCCGAGCGCAUGAGCUGCGACCGCCUCCCUGUGCUGGGGGGCGACGCCGAGGUGCUGUGCAUGGAUUAUAACCGAAGCGAAGCCACCACCCCGUCCCCUAAGUCCUUCCCGGCCAAACCUACAUUCCCAGGACCACCAGGGGCGCCAUCUUCCAGGGGCGAGUGCCCCUCGGGAGGCCCAUCUGUGUGCACGUGCCGCGAGCCCUUCGUGCCCAUCCUGAAGGAGUCACACCCACUCUACAACAAGGUGCGCACCGGCCAAGUGCCCAACUGCGCGGUGCCCUGCUACCAGCCGUCCUUCAGCCCGGAUGAGCGCACGUUCGCCACCUUCUGGAUUGGCCUGUGGUCUGUGCUGUGCUUCAUCUCCACGUCCACCACCGUUGCCACCUUCCUCAUUGACAUGGAACGAUUCCGCUACCCUGAGCGCCCCAUCAUCUUCCUGUCUGCGUGCUACCUGUGCGUGUCACUGGGAUUCUUGGUGCGCCUGGUCGUGGGCCACGCCAGCGUCGCCUGCAGCCGUGAGCACAGCCACAUUCACUAUGAGACUACUGGUCCUGCGCUGUGCACGGUUGUCUUCCUCUUAGUCUACUUCUUUGGCAUGGCCAGCUCCAUCUGGUGGGUCAUCCUGUCUCUCACCUGGUUCUUGGCGGCUGGCAUGAAGUGGGGCAAUGAAGCCAUCGCAGGCUAUGCACAGUACUUCCACCUUGCUGCCUGGCUCAUCCCCAGUGUCAAGUCCAUCACGGCGCUGGCACUGAGCUCUGUGGACGGGGACCCAGUGGCUGGCAUCUGCUAUGUGGGCAACCAAAACCUUAACUCGCUACGAGGCUUUGUCUUGGGCCCACUGGUGCUGUACCUGUUGGUGGGCACGCUCUUCCUUCUGGCAGGCUUCGUGUCACUUUUCCGCAUCCGGAGUGUCAUCAAGCAGGGUGGCACUAAGACGGACAAGCUGGAGAAGCUCAUGAUUCGCAUCGGCAUCUUCACCCUGCUCUACACGGUGCCAGCCAGCAUCGUGGUGGCCUGCUAUCUGUAUGAGCAGCACUACCGGGAGAGCUGGGAGGCUGCCCUCACCUGCGCGUGUCCGGGACCGGACGCCGGCCAGCCACGCGCCAAACCCGAGUACUGGGUGCUCAUGCUCAAGUACUUCAUGUGCCUGGUGGUGGGCAUCACGUCGGGAGUCUGGAUCUGGUCCGGCAAGACCCUGGAGUCUUGGCGGCGCUUCACCAGCCGCUGCUGCUGCAGCUCUCGGCGGGGCCACAAGAGCGGUGGCGCUAUGGCCGCAGGAGACUAUGCAGAGGCCAGCGCCGCACUCACCGGCAGGACCGGGCCUCCUGGCCCCGCCGCCGCAUACCACAAGCAAGUGUCCCUGUCGCACGUAUAGGAAGGCCUAGAGGCUGAGGCCCAGGGACAGUGCUGGAAGUUGGAGGGAGUUGUUUCGCUUGGUAGCUUUGUGAAGGCCACUUCCGUUUACCUUCUUGGUGCUGAUGCCCCCUCCCUGAGCAGUUCGGAGAGGAAAAAGGGGGGCAGUUUCAAGAAAUUACCUGUCCCCAGUCUUCUACCAGGAGACUCGGCUCGCAGUGCAGUGGGUUAAGUGUAUUCUAGUUUGCAUUUCUUACUGCUUUCUUUAGAAGUACCUUGUUUUUAAUUUAUAUGUAUUUUAAGUUUUAAAUUUGUUGCAUUUUGGCAACAAAAUUUACCUUUGCUUUGGGGGCUUCAUAAUCCUCAAACUGGCAUUGUAAUGAGGUUACUGUUGGUUCAGGUUUUUUUGGACUGUGGUCUAAAUUAGGAAAAUAUAUUUCCUAUACGUGUCUUUUUUUGUUUUUGUUAAUUUUUUUCUUUUUUUAUAAAUGUGAACAGUGAAAGGCUGCUGUGACUGGGAAGAUGUGGAGUGUUUUCUUUUAGGUAGUUUCUUCCUACAGUGCUUAAAAUGUCCAGGACACUUAGAGGCUAGAGGCCAUCUGCUACUUCUGUGUCCAGCCCCCUCAAGUCCUCUGCGAGAGUAGACUAUGAUGUGGUUAGGACCAUCCCCCAAAUGACAAGGUUAGCGAGUUGGGAAGUUUGUGAGCCUCCUUAACCUGGCUCUUUUCGGCCGAGCUGCCGCGGUCAUUCUCAUCCCUAAUAGAGCUGGCGGUCCUUCGUGUUUUGAAUAAGUUAGAGGUGGCAUUCUAGAGCGGACACAUAAACAUUUGCCAUACAGCCUGAGGGGUGGGGAUUGGUUGAAUGUGAAUUCUGAGCUGGUGAGCUUUCUGCCAGAGAGGGAGUGGGUGGUUCUUAAUAAGCUCCAGUGAUUCCUCUUUUUUUUUUUUUUUUUUUUUUUUUGAGAAUAAAAAAUCUUGUGCUACAAAUUUCAGUAAAAGUAAAUCCACUCCCUUUUUCUGGAAGUAGUUAGGAAUCCUUGCUAAAGGGGGCUCUCUUUUAGAUUAAAGGAGAAAAAACGGAUAUGCUUCCAGUAAUUAAAGUAAAUUCCCAUUGCUUCGCAUCGGCUGCUCCCAGCCUACCUCCUUUAUCAUGUUAAACAGUCCUUCUUGCUUUUCUUAUUCCUCCUGGUGGAGAGCGGUGAUUAGGAACCACACCCACCCACCAAUGAAGUGCCGAGACUGGGGGAGGGAGGCUAGUUACCUGGGAACAAACAUUGGGAGGGGGGGGGGAGGGGGGGGAAACAAGUGUCCCUGAACUCAGUGCAAGUUUAAAGCCAGAUAUUCCCCCAAAGUAGCUACAGCAUGUAGCCUAGUAGCCUGAAAACAAACAAGACUCCUAACUUAAGCUUUGUAAUAUGGGGGCAGUGUAAAGCUACUGCAGGAGGGACCUGGUUUCUUUUCCUCCUCUUUUGAGAGAGCCUGUAUAGUGAUCGACACUUCCCUCACAGUCUCUCUGCCAUUAGAAGAGUCUGUUUGCUUUCCUAAUCUGUUUAACUAUUCAUUCACUAAGAGUGUGGGGCCUUUACUGGGAAAGAAAUGGCAGAGCGUCAGCCAGCAAAUACCAGUGACCAACGCAGAGUGGGAACUGAAUUUAGGGAGCUGAAAUGGCCAAGCAACUGGAACUUCACAAAGCUUUCCUAGAAAACCAGCUGGAGCCUAGGCAUCCUGAUUGUCAUUUGCAGCAGCUGGGGGUGGGAGGCUAGAGGGAGUUAAGCCUGAGACUGUUUUAUGUCCCCAGGUACUGAGUGGAGAAAUUUGUAGUUCCCAUUGGGAAUUUAAGCACUCAGGGGGUGUUCACAUCUGUAAAAUACCCUGCCCUUGCUCACUUGAAUCAGAAUUUCAGUGGCUUCCACAAGACCUUGUACACCUAGAAGCAGAGCUCUGUGAACGUCUUCCUCCUGAAGCCUCUUCCGAGAACCUCAAUACACUCCCUGGCUCAGCACCACUUCUGUUUUUCAAAUGAGGUCCUUUCUUAUCACCUUGACCUCUUGCCUUGUUUAGCAUAGUCUUCCCAGAAUCUUGCGGCAGGCCCCCCCCUUCCCACCCCCCACCCCCAGUCAGCUGUGCAUAGUUUGGAUUGUUCCCUCCUCACAAAGAAAAUUGAAAAUUGUGGCAGAAUCUGGAAAAGACAGUGCAGUGUAUCUAAAAGUUGUGGGAUGAAGCGGAUGAGAGUGAUUUAAUUCAGUUUUUAGAAUAAUUUUUUUUCCAUCCAAGCAACAUGCCAAAGCUCUAAAGAGAUAAUGAUUAAUACCCUCUGAAAAUAGGGCAGUUUAAAGGAUGCAAUGCCAGAGUGGGGGGCUGUGUAGGGAAUGCCUUUAGAAGGAGCUUCAGAAGCCUCUGGUUUUCUGUUCUCUAUGUUCCCCCUUUCCUCUCCUAUACUCUUAGACAAAGAAAGCACACCUGCUUCACUGAAGCCAACAGGAGUUUCUGGCCAGCCCUAGGGGAGGGAAGAGGGAAGAGGGAAGCUGCCUUCGGACGGCUACUCCCUCUUUCCACCACACCUUUUCCUCCACUUUGCAUAUCUGAACCAAUAACAAAUGAAAUGAAAAGCCGUGAGGUAGAUCAGCUACUUCUGCACUGCCAGCUUUGUGUAGCUGAGAGGACUUGGGGGUGGUUUCAGGGCCAAGGCACAUGCCUUGGGCCACCCCACUCACCUCUUUAAGCACUGAGAUGCCUCGCAGAUUAGAGGGUGGGGGUUUAGAUAGUCUAAAGAAACAGGACCUCAACGACUCCGAUGGCCAGAUAUUAGGAAGGUUUGGCUUUUUUAAAUUUAACUUUAUAUUAUCCCCCCACACACACAUUUUGAAGUUGUCUGAGUUGGAUGAAAAUCAUUUUUCUUGGUGCCUUAUUGGUUUAUUCUUGCAAUCCUUUUGUCAUUGUUUCCUGUGAUCAUUACCAGUGACCAGGGCCUGUGUGUGUGUGUGUGUGUGCAUGUGUGUGCUUGUCUUGCGUGCACUUGUGCGCAUGUACAAGCUUAAAUAAUGUGCCGAUGGCACUGGUUCUAAGUUGGUAUUCAUUAGGCUGUUCCCUCCUGGGCUAGGGCAGCACUAAUCUUGACACCGGCUGCCAGGAGAAAACAUCAUGGAUCAUACACUGAACCUUAAUAACAGCAUCCGUGACCUGCACUGGCGAGUGUAGAAUGGGAACCCCAGAGCUAGGAAGCACAGUUGUAUAUUUUAAUGAACUGCUACCCCUGCUAAGGAAGCUUCUUUCACUUUUGUGCUCUACAGAAAGACCAAGGGGGGUAGGAGGGACAAAGCUUUGAAUAAGUGCUUUCUAACACUGGCAAACAGGACUGAGCACAUCACAAAUCUAGGCAGGUGUGAGGUACAGUGGCUAAGAAUUGCCUGCUGCCUCUCUGUGCCCUUUCUUGUCUCCAAAGUCCAAUCAAAUGAUCCUAGGAAAGAAAUAGCUUGGCUUGGGGAGGACAGCUCAGAAAGAAAACCUAACAAGACAUUAAAGAAGGGUGAAGGGUAGGGAGGAUGUAAGUGACCUGUUUCAGACUCUCAGAGCCUUCUGGUAGCAUGGUGACAACUGCAGGAUUUAUUUCAUCCAGGAAAAUGUCUGUCUGUGGUACAUCAUUUUAAGAGAAUAUUAAUUCAUGUUGUUACAAACUAUGUAUAGUAUGUAUGUUUUGUGGGUGUGUAUAUACAUAAUAUAUAUUAUAUAUAUAUAUAUAUAUGAGAGAGAGAUUUAGUGACUUUUGAUACGGGUUGGUGCAGAUGAAUUUAUUACUGAGCCAAAUGAGGCACAUACCAAGUCAGUAGCUGGAGUCCAGGGCAUUCAGUGCUGUGCAUGAUUUGUGAACAUACAUAGUGCCUACCCCAUGCAGUAAGUAUCAUUGCUGUCAUGCCAAAUCCAGCACUCACAACUCAGAACCAGCAAUAGUUUAUUUGUAGACAAUCAGCUUGAAUCUAUAGAUUAUGACUGGCAAAUGAUUAUAAUUCUAAACCCAUAACACUUGCAAAAGGAAACCCAGAGUAUCUUGAAGAGACGUUUGGUUUGGUUUUGUGCCUGGGAGUCAGUACAACAGCAAUUGUAUGUGGUUAUGUUAGUCUCAAGAUCCUUAACUUGUUGACCUUAUUACUUUGGAAAUUUUUUGUAUUAUAUUUGUGGGAAGGUAAAAUAAUGGUUUUAAGAUUUUUAUCAAAUAUGGAGAUUAGUUAUUUAUGAAAAAACAAAGAAAUGUCUAUUUUUAUUUCUUUGUUCCCAGUUAAUGUAGAUAACUUUUUAAAAUGCAUUAAAGCAAUGGUGAAGAAAA
Molecule: messenger RNA, 6930 nt
Organism: Grammomys surdaster
Lineage: Eukaryota; Metazoa; Chordata; Mammalia; Rodentia; Muridae
Gene: Fzd5
Product: frizzled class receptor 5
Exons: 2
Coding region: 875-2632 (585 amino acids)
Biological process (GO): canonical Wnt signaling pathway; non-canonical Wnt signaling pathway
Cellular component (GO): plasma membrane
Molecular function (GO): Wnt-protein binding; Wnt receptor activity
Source: RefSeq, a predicted model, not a curated record